Molecule: messenger RNA, 1518 nt
Organism: Drosophila virilis
Lineage: Eukaryota; Metazoa; Arthropoda; Insecta; Diptera; Drosophilidae
Gene: Bcs1
Product: Bcs1 chaperone
Biological process (GO): protein insertion into mitochondrial inner membrane from matrix; mitochondrial respiratory chain complex III assembly
Cellular component (GO): mitochondrial inner membrane
Molecular function (GO): ATP binding; ATP hydrolysis activity
Source: RefSeq, a predicted model, not a curated record
UACAUAUGUGUACAUAUUCACAGUUACUGUAUGCAUUCCUAAAGAGGCGGUCAUAUAAGUACACAUCGAAUUUCACCAAAUCUUAAAGCAAAUCUUUUAAUCAUUGCAAGCAUCUAAAAUCGAUAAGAUGACCUGGACGGAGUUGCUGUCAAAUCUUUCGACAAAUCCAUACUUUGGAGCGGGUUUUGGUUUAUUUGGAGUUGGUGCCAGCGCAGCAAUUCUUAGAAAAGGUCUACAAGGAGCCUCAAUUUUAUUUCGACGACAUUUAAUGAUAACAUUAGAAGUACCAUGUAGAGAUAAGUCGUAUCAAUGGCUAUUAAAAUGGAUAACCGUUAAGGGAGCUAAAAAAACUCAGCAUUUAAGUGUAGAAACAUCGUUUUUACAAAACGACAAUGGCCAGGUUAAAACAAGCUACCAUUUUAUUCCUAGUAUUGGAAAACACGUUUUUCGGUACAAAAAUAAUUGGAUUCAAGUUGAGAGGACGAGAGAACAGCAGACAUUAGAUAUACAAAUGGGUGUUCCUUGGGAAUCCGUAACAUUGACAGCGUUUGGUAACAAUAAGCAAAUAUAUUUUGAUAUCCUAGAAGAAGCGCGUCAACUAGCAUUAGAGGCAACAGAAGGAAAAACACUCAUGUAUACAGCUAUGGGCUCUGAAUGGAGACCAUUUGGGCAUCCUCGAAGACGUAGACCUACGACUUCAGUUGUGUUAGACCUUGGGAUAUCCGAAAAAAUAAUUGCUGAUUGCAAUGAUUUUAUUUCAAAUUCAUUGUGGUAUACAAAUCGUGGAAUUCCUUACCGUAGGGGCUACUUGUUAUAUGGACCACCAGGAUGUGGUAAAUCAAGUUUUAUUACUGCCUUGGCGGGAGAGUUAGAAUAUGGAAUCUGUUUGCUUAAUUUAUCGGAAAGGGGGCUUACUGAUGAUAGAUUAAAUCAUCUUUUAAAUGUAGCUCCAGAACAAACAAUAAUAUUACUUGAAGACAUUGAUGCUGCCUUUGUCUCUCGAGAGUCUACUUUACAACAAAAAUCUGCGUAUGAUGGUUUAAACAGGAUAACAUUUAGUGGAUUGCUAAACUGCCUAGAUGGCGUUGCAUCUACCGAAGCGCGCAUCGUUUUUAUGACGACUAAUUAUAUAGAUCGUUUGGAUCCCGCAUUAAUUCGACCUGGUCGAAUAGAUUUGAAAGAAUAUAUAGGAUAUUGCAGCCAAUAUCAACUUGAAGAAAUGUUUAAAAACUUUUUUGGUGAAAAUGAAACCUUAAAAUCUGUAGAAUUUGCUCAAAAACUUAUCGCUUCAUCUCGUGCAGUUAGUCCAGCCCAAGUACAAGGCUUUUUCAUGAAACAUAAAUCUUCCUCUCCACAACAUGUAGUUAACUGUUGUCAGAGUAUUUGGGAAAAUUAGUAUUCGUAUUAAUUGUUUUAAAAUUAUGUAGUAAAAAUACAGUUAAAAGAAAAAUAUUUACCGAGUGGGAAACGUAGUUAAAAAAAGACUGCUUGUAUUAGAAUAAUAAAAAAAAGAAACCA